CAGCGGGGCCGCGCCCGGUGGCAGCGCCGCCUCCCCCGCCGCCCCCUCCCCCCCCCCGCUCGGCCCCGCGCUCCGCUCCGCUCCCCCCCGCCCCGUUCCCCCGCAGCCGGGCGGGGGAGGAGGAUGGAAACACCCUUCUACCAUGAUGAUGUAUUGAGCGGCCUCGGCAGCGGCUUCGCCCCGACCUCCGGUACCGGCAGCAGCGGCAGCACCGGGCUCCUCCUGCCCUUCCCCGGCGGCAGCAUGAUGAAGAAGGACGGGCUCGGCCUGGCGCUGCCCGAGCAGGUGGCGGCGGCUUUAAAGGCUCCGGGAGCGGCGGCGGCUGCGGGAGCGGCGGGCGGUGAAACGGCGCCGGGGCUGCUGGGCUCGGCCGAGCUGGGGCUGCUCAAACUGGCGUCCCCGGAGCUGGAGCGGCUCAUCAUUCAGUCCAACGGGCUGGUGACCACCACGCCGACCAGCGGGCAGUUCCUGUACCCCAAAGCGGCCGCGUCCGAGGAGCAGGAGUUCGCCGAGGGCUUCGUCAAAGCGCUGGAGGAUUUGCACAAGCAGAACCAGUUGGGCGGCGGCGGCGGCGGCAACAACGGGGGAGCGACGGCGGCGGGAGGAGGAGGCGGAGGAGGCGGCGGGGAACUGCCCGCACCCGGCCUGGCCCCGGAGCCGCCGGUGUACGCCAACCUCAGCACGUUCCCCGCCGUCACUUACGCCACCGAACCCGGCCCUACACGUAGAAGGCGAGGCUCAACCUUCGCUUUCGAAUCCGCCUUCCCGUCCGAGUUCUCGUGGAGAUAG
Molecule: messenger RNA, 789 nt
Organism: Coturnix japonica (Japanese quail)
Lineage: Eukaryota; Metazoa; Chordata; Aves; Galliformes; Phasianidae
Source: RefSeq, a predicted model, not a curated record